AUGAAGCAACAAAUUCGGGCUCCCUCCUACGUUCUGGGCGUCGGCUUGACCAAGUUCCUCAAACCACGCGGACAAGUCGAGUACACUGAACUGGGCUUCGAAGCGGGUAUCAAGGCUCUCCUCGACGCCCACAUCACCUACGACGAUGUCGAAAUGGGCAUCGCCAGCUACUGCUAUGGCGACAGCGUCAGCGGCCAGAGGGUGUUUUAUCAGUUCGGUAUGACCGAGAUCCCGAUCAUCAACGUCAACAACAACUGCGCCAGUGCGUCCACGGGCAUCGCCAUGGCUCGGGACGCCAUCUCGCGCGGCGGCGCCGACUGCAUCAUGGUCGUCGGCUUCGAGAAGAUGAAACCUGGCAGUCUUGAACGGAAUUUCACCGACAGAGCAGACCCUGUCGGACGGUUCAUGGAUAUGAAUUAUAAGAGCUGGGGCAAGGGAGAAGCCUCCGGGGCUGUGCAACUAUUUGCCAACACCGCGAAAGAGUAUAUGAAUAAACAUGGUGCAACCGCACAGGACUUUGCAGAGAUAGCACGGAUCAACCACGCUCACUCCAAGAAGAACCCCUAUGCUCAGUUUCAAAAGGAGUUUUCUCUAGAACAGAUCAUGUCGGGCCCCAUGAUCCAGGAGCCCUUAACCAUGUCCCAGUGCUGUCCGACGAGUGACGGGGGUGCGGCGGCGAUUAUCGUUUCCGAAGACUUUCUGAACGCACGACCUCACCUCCGGAGUCAAGCCAUCCUCAUCGCUGGUCAGUCUUUCGUCACCGAUUCUCCGUCCGCAUUCGACGGAUCGGCUGCCUCGUUGGUCGGCGCUGGCCUCGCCAGGACCGCCGUCAAGGAAGCCUUGAAACAGGCAAACGCCUCGAUCGCGGACAUCAAAGUAGUGGAACUUCACGACUGCUUCUCCUCGGCCGAGAUGAUGGCAUUGGACGCUCUGGGUCUAUCGGAGCCUGGCAAGGCCCACGAGCUCGUCCGCAACAAGGACAUCACCUUUGGGGGUAGGUACGUCGUCAAUCCGUCAGGCGGACUCUUGUCCAAGGGCCACCCCCUCGGCGCGACGGGAAUCGCCCAAUGUGCCGAGCUGGUGUGGCAACUCCGUGGCUGGGCCACGAAUAGACUGGUCCCAGGUAUCGACGUUGCACUCGCCCACAACGCCGGGUUGGGCAGCGCAGGCGUCGUGACUAUCUACAAGCGCGUGGACGGCCAGAAGAAUCGCCCCGUGGACGAUGAAGAGGUCGCGAAGAUCACGGGUCUGGGUUAUAAUCCCGCAGUACAGGCGAAGGGUUUUACCAGGGCACAAGCAGAUAGCGCCCGGUCCAAACGACGCAGUGAAUGGGCUCUCGAAGGGACAUUGGAUAAAGUGCAGUCGAAGUUUUAG
Exophiala oligosperma is the source of this 1374-nucleotide messenger RNA. RefSeq lists its product as uncharacterized. NCBI's taxonomy places the organism in Eukaryota, Fungi, Ascomycota, Eurotiomycetes, Chaetothyriales, Herpotrichiellaceae. Gene Ontology annotation, molecular function: acyltransferase activity, transferring groups other than amino-acyl groups. The transcript has 2 exons. The coding region runs from base 1 to 1374 and encodes 457 amino acids. The record is from RefSeq and is a predicted model, not a curated record.